Messenger RNA from Odobenus rosmarus divergens (Pacific walrus), 1368 nucleotides. It is a transcript of the gene CHRNB3, whose product is annotated as cholinergic receptor, nicotinic, beta 3 (neuronal). Gene Ontology annotation, cellular component: synapse; neuron projection; postsynaptic membrane. Gene Ontology annotation, biological process: nervous system process; regulation of membrane potential; monoatomic ion transmembrane transport. Gene Ontology annotation, molecular function: transmembrane signaling receptor activity; acetylcholine-gated monoatomic cation-selective channel activity. The record is from RefSeq and is a predicted model, not a curated record. The coding region runs from base 1 to 1368 and encodes 455 amino acids. The transcript is spliced from 4 exons. NCBI's taxonomy places the organism in Eukaryota, Metazoa, Chordata, Mammalia, Carnivora, Odobenidae.
AUGAGACUGGCAGCCUUUCUCGUCGUGUUCAUCGUCCUUGGUGUCACUCCCUCAGCCGCUGCAGGAUUCAGCUCAAUAGCUGAAAGUGAAGAUGCCCUCCUCAGACACUUAUUCCGAGAUUAUCAGAAAUGGGUUCGCCCUGUAUUAAAUUCUAAUGACACCAUAAAAGUAUAUUUCGGAUUGAAAAUAUCUCAGCUCGUAGAUGUGUACGCUGAUUUGGUGCAGGAAUGGACAGACCACAAAUUACGCUGGAAUCCUGAUGAAUACGGUGGAAUUCGUUCAGUUAAAGUUCCAUCGGAAUCUCUCUGGCUUCCCGACAUAGUUCUCUUUGAAAAUGCUGAUGGCCGUUUCGAAGGCUCCCUCAUGACCAAAGUCAUCGUGAGAUCCAACGGCACCGUCAUUUGGACGCCCCCCGCCAGCUACAAAAGCUCGUGCACCAUGGACGUCACGUUUUUCCCAUUCGACCGGCAGAACUGCUCCAUGAAGUUCGGGUCAUGGACUUACGAUGGAACCAUGGUUGACCUCGUUCUGAUCAAUGAAAAUGUUGACAGGAAGGACUUCUUCGAUAACGGAGAAUGGGAGAUACUCAAUGCAAAAGGGAUGAAGGGCAACAGGAGAGACGGUGUCUACUCCUACCCGUUCAUCACGUACUCGUUUGUCCUGCGCCGCCUGCCCCUCUUCUACAGCCUCUUCCUGAUCAUCCCCUGCCUAGGGCUGUCUUUCCUGACAGUGCUUGUGUUCUAUCUCCCUUCCGACGAAGGGGAAAAGCUGUCCCUGUCCACCUCGGUGCUGGUUUCCCUGACCGUGUUUCUCUUAGUCAUUGAGGAAAUAAUCCCCUCUUCCUCCAAAGUCAUUCCUCUCAUUGGGGAGUACCUGUUGUUCAUUAUGAUUUUCGUGACCCUGUCGAUUAUUGUGACAGUUUUCGUGAUUAACGUUCACCACAGGUCCUCUUCCACUUACCACCCCAUGGCCCCCUGGGUGAAGAGACUCUUUCUGCAAAAGCUUCCUACAUUGCUUUGUAUGAAGGACCACGUGGAUCGCUACUCUUUCCCAGAUAACGAUGAAAGUCAACCAGUAGUGAAAGGUAAAGCUCUAGAAAAAAGGAAACAAAGACAGGUGAAUGAUGGAGAAGCAGUUCUUGUUGCUUUCUUGGAAAAGGCAACUGAUUCCAUCAGAUACAUUUCAAGACACGUGAAAAAGCAGCAUUUCAUCAACCAAGUGAGUGCACUGGUGUUCAUCCCAACACGUCCACCGAAGCAUGCAAAAACCAAUGUUCUCUUAUCUCUUUACAGCAAAAUGCUGUCACUGUUUAAAUGUGACACUAUUAGCUAUCUGUUUUUCACGUGUAAAAUGUUAAGCAAGCCCUGA